Tricharina praecox is the source of this 1463-nucleotide messenger RNA. Its product is annotated as putative actin-binding protein ABP140. Gene Ontology annotation, molecular function: tRNA (cytidine-N3)-methyltransferase activity. Lineage: Eukaryota; Fungi; Ascomycota; Pezizomycetes; Pezizales; Pyronemataceae. The transcript is spliced from 2 exons. The record is from RefSeq and is a predicted model, not a curated record. Bases 211 to 1362 code for a protein of 383 amino acids.
CGAAACGCUCCGGCCGCACUCACUCGCACGCCUCUAGUUCGUUAACUAGUGAGGCUCUGUGGCGCGGCCUGGCAGUGGUGGGGUAAGAGUUUGGCGGGGCGUGUUAUCAUCUGCAGGUGCAGGCGCGCGACCCGUCUUGUCUUGUCCGAACCUUUCCAACCCUCGCCGCCCCCCCGCACGCACGCAGCAAGGACGGAUACCAUACACACCAUGACCACAGAUCCGGAAGUUCCACCUGAGCACGCGACCAUGCCGUCGUCGUCGUCGUCGUCGAGUCCCAGGGACAGCCUGCCGGAGCUGUCGACUCUCGCCAUCGCGGACCCUGCUGCGGCGGCGGGAGAGGGAGAGGAAAGCGUUGACGCCAAGGAGGAGCAGGAGCAGACCUCCGUGCCCGCGAACGCAAAGCCCGACGGCCCCAAGGUUUCGGAUCCUUUCCAAUUCGGCUCGAGACUCCUCCUCCCGACCGACGAUCCCUUCUCCUUCAACGCAUGGGACCACGUCGAGAUCGACGACGAGUACGCCGCGUUCACGCAAGAGCAGCUAUCGGCGCAGCGCGCGAAGCCCGUGAGCGCGCAUGACAAGGCGCGGUUCAACGGCAACCCGGCCAAGUGGUGGGACAUCUUCUACAAGAACAACGGCGAGAACUUCUUCAAGGACCGGAAGUGGCUUCAGCAGGAGUUUCCGAUCCUGAGUGCCGCGACUGGUGAGGAGUACGGGCCGUGCGUCGUGGUCGAACUCGGCUGUGGCGCGGGAAAUACCCUGUUUCCUGUGCUCCAGAUCAAUACGAACCCACGGUUUUGCAUCCAUGGGUGUGAUUUCGCGCCGAAUGCUGUCGCGGUCGUGAAGGCCCAGGAGCUGUAUGCACAGUACGAGCCCAAGGGGAAUGUGCGCGCCAGUGUGUACGACCUUUCGGCGGAGGACACGCUGCCGGAGGGGGUGGAGGCGGGCUCGGUCGACAUCGUGAUCAUGGUGUUUGUGUUCUCGGCGCUGGCGCCGUCGCAGUGGAUCGCGGCGCUGCGGAACGUGCGGCGGAUGCUGAAGCCGGGUGGGAAGGUGUUGUUCCGCGACUAUGGCCGCCAUGACCUCGCCCAGGUAAGGUUCAAGGGAGGGAGAUACCUCGAUGAGAACUUUUACAUCCGCGGCGACGGCACAAGGGUGUAUUUCUUCGAGGAGGAGCAGUUGGGCGAGAUCUUCUCGGGUGUGUUCCGCGAGGGCUCGGAUCUGCCCGCGCAGGAUGCAGAGGAUGGGUACGGCGGUUUCAAGGUCGAGAGCUUGGCUACCGAUAAGCGCAUGCUGGUCAAUCGGACUAGGAAGAUCAAGAUGUAUAGACGCUGGAUGCAGGCCGUGUUUGAAAAGCUGUAAAAGGGUAAAUGGCGUUGCGGGUUUUAUAUGGGUGUGGAUUGACCGGUGGAGUUUAUUUGCUUCUGCUCUACAUGUAGAUGGUAGUGAUACGGAUGCUGACA